AUGCGGUACCUACUCUUUCCGGGAGUCCCACCGUCAGCUGUUGUGACAUCAACCAUCGGUGGUGCCUCGGCAGUUCCAGUGGUCGAGGGAAAACAGAAGAGCAACACGCUGAGCAAAUCCUCCCUCAAACAAGUCAAAACCAAAAGAACUGACAGAUUAUCACCCGUGCCGGGCAAAAAGAGUGAUCGUCAUAGGGCAAGAGAUGCCUCGAAUGACAGCAAGGAAUCACGUCAAUUAAAACGGCAGUCACAGCACAUGGCAAAACAUUAUAUCAUCCUUGAUCCAAAUCAAGGCACCUUAGUACGACCGUCCGGGAACACUAUUCGCCCCUUCCUCACACCACCAGCGAAGAGGAAGAGCAGUGGUCCGGCUGCUGCAAGCCAGUCCACCGUAAAGAAAGAUAGUGAGUCCACCGAUGUCCUCGAAAACCGACAUUUCCUGCCUCCUGAAUGUGAGUAUACGGCUCUGCUUCGUAAUGCUAAAAGGCCCGAGCUGCGCCAAUCAACCAUCUCCGGUCCGGCCUCCCAAGGACCCAAUCAAUACUUUAUUAUCACUAGCGCCAGUAGCGCAUGCAACUUCCAGCCUGAAGGAACUCCCCAAAACGGCCUGGCGCCAAUGAAUGCAACCCUACAAGGUCUCACUGAGCAACACCUGCAGCAACAGCAGCAGCCCUCAACUGGAACCUUCUCCCUAUCCCGCCAUAUACCCGAACGUUCAAAGUCGCCCUCCUCCUCCGCGUCGCAGAGUGCUGGCCUUGAAACGCCACCGCCAGCCAGACGGCAAAUGAUUUUGACAAAAAUUGGUGGUGAAGAGGGUGUUCUCGUGUUUCCUGAAGUUCACAAAGAAGAUCUGCCCACGACGUCAGGCCUCAACAAUACCCUUGCGCGCACACCAGACAGAUAUGGAAUACCGCGUAGUGAAGAGAACAAUUUGCCAAUCGUUAACAACGAAUUUGGUUUUGCAAACUCAGAAUCUACUCGGACCACACAGCGGAUUUGUGCGGAAGAGGACUCCGGUCUCCCACGCUUCGUCAACCCGCGCGGUACUGCCUCGCCAUUGUUUCAGUCUGACUAUAUAUCCCUGGAGGACUUGAUGAAUAACUGCGUCUGA
Messenger RNA from Dibothriocephalus latus, 1110 nucleotides. NCBI's taxonomy places the organism in Eukaryota, Metazoa, Platyhelminthes, Cestoda, Diphyllobothriidea, Diphyllobothriidae. The record is from the annotation of a GenBank genome assembly.